Messenger RNA from Esox lucius (northern pike), 1624 nucleotides. RefSeq names its product dentin sialophosphoprotein-like. The record is from RefSeq and is a predicted model, not a curated record. The transcript has 4 exons. Lineage: Eukaryota; Metazoa; Chordata; Actinopteri; Esociformes; Esocidae. Bases 132 to 1205 code for a protein of 357 amino acids.
AGUUAUCCAGCAGACGAGGAGGAAGGAGGUGAACCCAGCAGCUCACCAGAUCAGAAGGUUCAAUAUAGUCCAGCUAAUAAACACAUUUGGAUACUACCACAGGACAAAAUACCUGACUGAAGAAAGAAACAAUGAUGAAGACCAUGAUGAAGAUCAAACUGCUCUUACUGAUUCUGGCUGGAUCACUAAACAGCCUGCCGAUCCAGAUAGAGUUGAUGUCUUUUUCUGAGGGCAGUGGAGAUGACAACACAACCAUCAACAUCACUCUUAUAAAGAGGGAGGCCUCAGGGGUCACCCCGUGGGGAGGAGGAGCGGGGGAAGGAGGCGACAGAGCGGAGGAGCCAGAUGGAGGCUCUGCCUUGAUUGGCCCAGACAGCCUCACCUUUGAAGAGCUGAUGGGAUUCCCGCCCACCACAAUUUCUCCACCAAUCGGAACACGGGACAGUGGCUCCUCCUACAUGUCUGCUUACGUAAGGAGGGGGCGGAGUCUCAAGGUUGAAGACAUCACCAGCGAUGACGUUAAGAACGAUGACAUCAGAGAGGACAAUCUGGCUGCGUCCAAUAGCAACCUUCCUGGUUAUGGCAGUGCUCCGAUGCAAGACUUUGCGGAGUUUGAGUUUGAUGAUUAUGGGAUGCAGGGUGACGCGCCUGCCAGCCAAUCCCAGUCAAGUGAUUCAAGCGACUCUAGUGAUUCCAGCGACUCAAGCAGUUCUAGUGAUUCAAGUGAAUCUAGCGAUUCCAGCGACUCCAGCAGUUCUAGUGAUUCAAGUGACUCAAGUGAUUCCAGUGACUCAAGCAGUUCUAGUGAUUCAAGUGACUCCAGCGAUUCUAGUGACUCAAGUAGUUCUAGUGAUUCAAGUGAUUCAAGCGAUUCCAGUGACUCAAGCAGUUCAAGUGAUUCUAGCGACUCAAGCGAUUCUAGCGACUCAAGCAGUUCUAGUGAUUCAAGCGACUCAAGCAGUUCUAGUGAUUCAAGUGACUCAAGCGAUUCAAGUGAUUCUAGUGACUCAAGCGAUUCUAGCAACUCAAGUGAUUCUAGCGACUCUAGCGAUUCAAGUGAUUCCAGCAACUCUAGCGAUUCAAGUGAUUGUAGCGACUCAAGUGAUUCUAGCGACUCAAGUGAUUCAAGUGAUUCUUGUGAACCUAAAAGUAAAUCCACUGAGUCGACCUCCAAAGACAUAUCAAGUGACUCUAGUAGCAGCUAGACAUACAGGCUGAUAGAGAGAAAGGCAAGCGAACAGGCAGGCAGCAGACAGACAGACAGACAGAGACAGACAGACAGAAACAGCCAGACAGAGACAGACAGAAACAGACAGACAGACAGCCUAAUGGUGAGGUAAUCUAACCAGCAACCAGAAACUGGCCUUGAGCAAGACAGUUAACGUCUAAGGAAAAAAUAAUGCUAAAUGAAAAAAAUAAAAGUUAUGUCUCACCAGCUUGUAGGACUGCAAUGAUUUUUUUUUUUACAGAUAUUAGAUAUGAGCUUUGCUAUGUUUCUAAGAUCACACUUUGUAAUGAAUGUUGACUAGUAAAUAAAGUGUUAACCCUGAAAACCUGGACUGAUUGACUGACUGAGAACACUGUUGGUUUAUAUAAUCAAACACUUAAAUGUAUGUGACAAACA